Messenger RNA from Malassezia vespertilionis, 2283 nucleotides. It is a transcript of the gene CLA4, whose product is annotated as non-specific serine/threonine protein kinase. Gene Ontology annotation, biological process: regulation of MAPK cascade; protein phosphorylation; intracellular signal transduction. The record is from RefSeq and is a predicted model, not a curated record. The coding region runs from base 1 to 2283 and encodes 760 amino acids. NCBI's taxonomy places the organism in Eukaryota, Fungi, Basidiomycota, Malasseziomycetes, Malasseziales, Malasseziaceae. The transcript has a single exon. Gene Ontology annotation, cellular component: cytoplasm. Gene Ontology annotation, molecular function: protein serine/threonine kinase activity; ATP binding.
AUGAAGUCGCCCGCGAUGGAUGGUAGCGUGUACGGAUUCGGCGCCCCGAAACCAGUUUCGCUGCCGAUCAGCCCUAGCGCAAGCAGCAUUGUGCGCAAAGGGUUUAUCAGCGUGAAGGAGGACGGCCUGCGGAGCUGGAUAUGGAGCAAAAAAUGGGUCAUUUUGCGCGACACAACGCUGCUCUUCCACAAGAACGAGUCUUCCUACCAGGCCUCCGCGAUCGUCCUGCUCAAGGAUGUCACGGACAUCAGCCGCACGGAUCUUAAACCGUACUGCAUUGAGAUCGAGACAAAAGACAAGACAUAUUUCUUACAGCUCAAGAGCGACGAGGAGCUGUACGGCUGGAUGGACGACAUUUACAACCGCACCCCGCUCGGAGCGAGCUCUCCCACCAAUUUUGUCCAUCAGGUGCACGUCGGAUUCGACCCCGUCAGCGGCUCCUUUACCGGCCUGCCCGAGCAAUGGACGCACUUGCUGACCAAAUCGGCGAUUACCAAAGAGGACUAUGUAAAGAACCCCCAAGCGGUGCUGGAUGUGCUCGAGUUUUACACCGAUAUCCAAAAGGGACACCGCGACGAGUUUGGACUGGGGAGCCCCACGAUGAACAUCCACCCCGGCAGUUCUGGCCGCACGGCAAUGAACAGCUUAAAGCUCCAGUCGCCCCCCUUCCCCACAGGCGCUGUGCCGCGCCCCCAAGCUCCACCACGCGCCGAUGGAUUCGAAAACUUGGAAAUGCGUCGUGCUGCUCCCGCUCCGCCGCGGGCACAGAUGUUUACGAAGCAGGCCUUGCCUGCGCUGCCAUCCGAUGUGCCUCUUCCGACCCCGUCCAUGCCACAGCACCUUGCCGAUACCAGCGCACAGGACACGGAUACGAGCACAAUGUCGUUCAUGACCAAGAACAUGCGCCUUUCUAACAAUUCUCUGCAGCAGCAGAUCCAAGAGCGUGAGGAGCAUCGCGAAAGGCAGCGGAUCAUGCAGCAGCAACAGCAGCAGCAGCAGCAGCAGCAGCGGAUUGCCGCUGCCUCCAAGGAACGCCAGCGGAUCGUAGAAGUGCCGCUGAAAAUGUCUCCCAGCACACCCAUCUCUUCCACGCUUGGACUUGCGCCUUCCCAAACUAGCUCGGUUAAGAUUGGGUCGCCGAGCAUGCCUUCCCACGCGCCUGGGCCGCCCAAGACAGCGAGCAUAGCGUCCAGUGUGCAGCCUAAACAGCGCGUGGCUCCUUCGACACCCACACACACCUUGACGAGGCCCAUGCAUGUGCCGCUGCCGGACGCGACGCCGAAAGCAAAGCAGGCCCAGGAUGUCCCGCUGCGGCGCCCCACACUGCCGCAGCAGCCCUCGCCGCCCAAGCCAGCCAUCAAGAAAGGCAAGGCCGAUGCGGAGCGGCGGAUUAGCACGAUGAGCGAGACAGAGAUUAUGGAGAAGUUGCGCAGUGUCGUGAGCGUCGAUGACCCCAAUAUGUUGUACAGCAAAGUGAAAAAGAUUGGCCAGGGAGCGUCAGGGAGCGUGUACGUGGCCAAGGCACUCGCCUCGAACCAGCGCGUGGCCAUCAAGGCGAUGGAUUUGGCGCACCAGCCACGAAAAGAGCUUAUUAUCAACGAGAUUUUGGUCAUGAAAGAGUCGCAGCACCCCAACAUUGUCAACUUCCUCGACUCCUUCCUUCUGCGCAACAGUGACUUGUGGGUCGUGAUGGAGUUUAUGGAAGGCGGUGCUCUCACCGAUGUGAUUGACAACAACACGCUGGAGGAGGCGCACAUUGCUGCCAUCUGUCUCGAAACGUGCAAAGGCUUGGAGCACCUGCACAACCACAGUAUCAUCCACCGCGACAUCAAGAGCGACAAUAUCCUGCUGAACAAUUUGGGACAAGUGAAAAUCACCGACUUUGGGUUCUGCGCCAAGCUGACGGACCAAAAGAGCAAGCGCGCAACCAUGGUCGGCACCCCCUAUUGGAUGGCGCCGGAAGUGGUAAAACAGAAAGAAUACGGCGCCAAGGUGGAUAUUUGGUCGCUGGGCAUCAUGGCGAUUGAGAUGAUCGAGAACGAACCCCCUUAUUUGGACGAGGAGCCGCUAAAGGCAUUGUAUAUGAUUGCGACGAACGGAACACCCACGCUCAAGAAACCCGAGAAUCUCUCGCGCGAACUGAAAGGGUUUCUUGCCGUGUGUCUCUGUGCUGACGUGAAGAGCCGCGCCACUGCCGACGAGCUCCUCCAGCACGAGUUUUUGCGGAAGGCGUGCCCUAUCAUGGAACUCCCGCGCCUGCUGCAUUUCCGCAGGGAUAAGUAG